Messenger RNA from Ostrinia nubilalis (European corn borer), 2495 nucleotides. Its product is annotated as fatty acid synthase-like. The transcript is spliced from 15 exons. Gene Ontology annotation, biological process: fatty acid biosynthetic process. NCBI's taxonomy places the organism in Eukaryota, Metazoa, Arthropoda, Insecta, Lepidoptera, Crambidae. The record is from RefSeq and is a predicted model, not a curated record. Gene Ontology annotation, molecular function: fatty acid synthase activity. The coding region runs from base 3 to 2495 and encodes 830 amino acids.
CAAUGGCUCCAACUACUCAAGAGAGAGGUCACCAGGGCCAAGAACCUGACAUGGAGAUGGUACCAGAUGAGGCUGUCGUCAUAUCUGGGGUGUCGGGUCUUAUGCCGGAGUGCGCGAGCUUCCUGGAGCUUGGUGAUAAGCUUUUUAUGAAGCAAAACCUGGUAGCCAAGCACAACCGUUGGAGGAACUUCAGCCACCCAGAGCUGCCGGAAUACUACGGCCUGCUGCAAAACGUCGACAAGUUCGACGCCCAGUUCUUCACUGUGUCCUACAACUUGGCGCACUCUUCGGAGCCUGGCUCGAGGAAGCUGUUCGAGAACACUUUCCAAGCUAUCUUUGAUGCUGGAAUUUGCCCCCCUGAGCUGUCAUCCAAAAAAGUCGGGGUAUUCUUAGCCUGUGCUCUGUGUGAUUCUGAGAAGGCUUGUUCCAAGUUAGACGUGUAUUAUGGUCUGGUUGGCUGCGGCAGAGCAAUGUUCUCCAACCGUAUAUCCUUCUGGCUGAAUCUGAAGGGUCCCUCCUUCACCCUGGAUGGUGACGCGUGUGGUUCUGGGGUGGCACUAGAGCACGCCUGCCAGUCCAUCAUGGAAGGUCACUGCGAGGCCGCUAUUGUGGGGUCAGCGAAGAUCCUUCUGCAUCCACAAAUUCCUAUCCUUUAUAACAGAGAAUGCCCAAUGAAUUUCGAUGGCAAAACUAAGUGCUAUGAUGCAAACGCUGACGGUCACUCACUGUCAGAAGCGGUCAAUGUUAUGUUUCUUCAAAAAUAUAAGGAUGCUAAAAGAGUUUAUGCCGUUGUGCGUCAUGCAAAGGCAGAAUUCCGUACCACUAACGAGGAAAUGACCUCGGAGUACCUCAAGGUACCCCGCGAUGCCCAAGUACUGACAAACUUCUACAAAAAGUUCUAUGAGGAAGCAGGAGUGUCACCCUCUUCUGUGGAAUACGUUGAAGGAAUUGGCGCAGCAAACCCUGAGACAGACAAGAUGGAGCUUCAAGCCUUAGAGCAGGUGUUCUGCAAGGACCGCCAACGGCCCCUGUUGGUCGGCAGCAUUGCUUCCAACAUGGGCUACUCGGAGGCAUCGGCGUCCAGUUGUGGGAUCUUUAAGAUGCUCCUCGCCUACCAACGGGGUAUGAUCCCAGCAACCAUCAACUGCUCCAACCCUCGCCAAGACAUCGCGGCGUUAAGAGACGGACGCAUGUGCAUCGCGACCGAGCACGUCCCACUGCUGGGCUCCUUCACCGCCGUCAACGGGUUUUCUCUCACUGGUCUCAACAGCCAUGUUCUGCUGGAGAAGUUUAGGAAGAAGAAGGAUCUAGCCCGUUACCACACCAACAUGCCAUACCUUGUAUUGGCGUCGGGAAGACAAGAGACCUCGGUCCAGAUGAUCCUUGAUGACGUCAUGUCACGUCAACCGGAUCCUGAGGAGAUUGCGUUGCUCCACAAUAUUUUCAAGAACUGUAUUGGCCAGCACUUGAUUCGAGGAUAUGGAGUGUACUCAGGCACUAACGAAAAGAUUAACACACACAGUAAAAAGAUGGACUAUUGUGAAGGUGAAAAACGUCCGUUAUGGUUUGUGUACAGCGGUAUGGGGUCUCAAUGGGCCGGGAUGGGAAAACAACUCAUGAGGAUACCUCUCUUCGCUAAGUCGAUCCAAAAGAGUCAUAAAAUUCUGGAACCAAAAGGGUUAGAUCUCAUCAAAAUCAUAACAACUGAAGACGAGGCGAUAUUUGACAACAUCUUGCACUCCUUCGUUGGUAUUGCCGCCAUACAAAUCGCUCUGACUGACAUCUUGAAAGCCGUUGGAUUGGUUCCAGACAAUAUUAUUGGUCAUAGCGUAGGGGAGCUAGGUUGCGCGUACGCCGACGGCUGCUUCUCAGCCGAGCAAGUGCUACAGCUGGCCUAUCUGAGAGGCUACCUGUCCUUGACCACUCCCAUGGUGCAGGGCGCCAUGGCUGCAAUCGGAUUGGGGCACAAACAGAUCUCCAACCUCUGUCCACCUGAAAUCGACGUGGCGUGCCACAACAGUGCCACUUCCAGUACCAUUUCUGGCCCCGCUGAAGUGGUGAGGGCGUUUAUUGAAAAACUCACAAAAGACGGCAUCUUUGCGAAGGAAGUCAACUGUUCUAACAUUGCCUACCACUCCCGGUACAUCGCUACACUUGGUGCCAACUUCAUAAAGAACUCACGGAAAAUUGUCAAAACCCCGAAACUGCGAAGUGAUCGUUGGCUGUCUUCCUCUGUGCCCCACGACAAAUGGACCGAGCCCGAAGCACUAUAUUCUUCAGCUGAAUAUCACACUAAUAAUUUGCUGAGUACCGUAUUAUUCGAAGAAACGCUUCGCUUUGUGCCUUCCAACGCUGUUUUGGUAGAGAUAGCCCCUCAUGGUCUACUUCAGGCGAUCCUCAAGAGGGCUCUGUCUGUGGACUGCCAACACGUGCCUCUGACUCGAAGAGGGCAUCAGGAUAGUACCGUCUACUUACUGGAAGCUAUUGGAAAGUAA